Mollisia scopiformis is the source of this 249-nucleotide messenger RNA. Its product is annotated as DnaJ-domain-containing protein. The transcript has a single exon. Gene Ontology annotation, biological process: cellular response to misfolded protein. Lineage: Eukaryota; Fungi; Ascomycota; Leotiomycetes; Helotiales; Mollisiaceae. Gene Ontology annotation, molecular function: Hsp70 protein binding. Bases 1 to 249 code for a protein of 82 amino acids. Gene Ontology annotation, cellular component: endoplasmic reticulum membrane. The record is from RefSeq and is a predicted model, not a curated record.
AUGCCAGCACCGCCGACGGAAGAUUAUUACGAGCUCCUCGGACUGCAUCAAGGCUGCACUGAGAAGCAGAUCAAGCGUGAAUACAGACGUUUGAGUUUAAAGGUUCACCCUGACCGUUGGAGUCCCGAUUCAACAAAGAUGGCAUCGGCUCAUAUUGCUUUCUCAAAGGUAUGUCCGGAACUUUCGCUGUGGAUUAUGUGGGUCAAAGCUUACCAUGGCAGCUCGACGACGCAUACAAGGCGUUGGUAG